AUGAAGAAAUGGAGGAGCUCAGAUUCAGGGGAGUCUGAGGACCCACCCCAAGAGGACUCCUGCCCAGACCCCCUGGAUGGAGACCCUAAUUCCAGGCCAGCUCCAGCCAAGCCCCAAUUCUUCACCACGGCUAAGAGCCGUAGCCGGCUUUUCGGGAAGUGCGACUCAGAGGAGGCUUCUCCUAUGGAUUGCUCUUAUGAAGAAGGCCAGCCAGCCUCCUGCCCAGCCAUCACAGUCAGCCCUGUUGUCAUCAUCCAGAAGCAUGAGGAUGGCCCCACCUGUGCCAGGCAGCCAUCCCAGGAUUCUGUCACUGCUGCACCUGAGAAGAGCCUCAAGCUCUAUGAUCGCAGGAAGAUCUUUGAAGCGGUCGCUCAGAAUAACUGUGAGGAGCUGCAGAGCCUGCUGCUCUUCCUGCAGAGGAGCAAGAAGCACCUCAUGGACAGCGAGUUCAAAGACCCAGAGACAGGGAAGACCUGUCUGCUGAAAGCCAUGCUCAACCUGCACGAUGGGCAGAAUGACACCAUCCCCCUGCUCCUGGAGAUUGCCCAGCAGACGGACAGCCUGAAGGAGUUAGUCAACGCCAGCUACACAGACAGUUACUACAAGGGCCAGACGGCCCUGCACAUUGCCAUUGAGAGGCGGAACAUGGCACUAGUCACCCUCCUGGUGGAGAACGGGGCAGACGUCCAGGCUGCAGCCAACGGGGACUUCUUUAAGAAAACCAAGGGGCGGCCUGGAUUCUACUUUGGUGAGCUUCCCCUCUCCUUGGCUGCAUGCACCAACCAGCUGGGCAUUGUGAAGUUCCUGCUGCAGAACUCUUGGCAGCCAGCAGACAUCAGCGCCAGGGACUCCGUGGGCAACACGGUGCUGCACGCACUGGUGGAAGUGGCCGACAACACAGUGGACAACACCAAAUUUGUGACGAGCAUGUACAACGAGAUUCUGAUCCUAGGGGCCAAGCUCCACCCUACACUGAAGCUGGAGGAGCUCACCAACAAGAAGGGGCUGACCCCACUGGCUCUGGCCGCCCGGAGUGGGAAAAUUGGGGUCUUGGCCUAUAUUCUCCAGAGGGAGAUCCAGGAGCCUGAGUGCAGGCAUCUGUCCAGGAAGUUCACCGAAUGGGCAUACGGGCCCGUGCACUCCUCGCUCUACGACCUGUCCUGCAUUGACACUUGUGAGAAGAACUCGGUGCUGGAGGUGAUUGCCUACAGCAGCAGUGAGACCCCUAAUCGCCACGACAUGCUUUUGGUGGAACCUCUGAACCGACUCCUGCAGGACAAAUGGGACAGAUUUGUCAAGCGCAUCUUCUACUUCAACUUCUUUGUCUACUGCUUGUAUAUGAUCAUCUUCACCACGGCAGCCUACUACAGGCCUGUGGAUGGCUUGCCUCCCUAUAAGCUGAAACACACCGUUGGGGACUAUUUCCGAGUCACUGGCGAGAUUCUUUCUGUAUCAGGGGGAGUCUACUUUUUUUUCCGCGGGAUUCAAUAUUUCCUGCAGAGGCGGCCGUCACUGAAGACCUUGUUUGUGGACAGCUACAGUGAGAUGCUUUUUUUUGUGCAGUCACUGUUCAUGCUGGGGACCGUGGUGCUGUACUUCUGCCACCACAAGGAGUACGUGGCCUCCAUGGUGUUCUCCCUGGCCAUGGGCUGGACCAACAUGCUCUACUACACCCGCGGCUUCCAGCAGAUGGGCAUCUAUGCUGUUAUGAUUGAGAAGAUGAUCCUGAGAGACCUGUGUCGCUUCAUGUUUGUCUACCUUGUUUUCUUGUUCGGGUUUUCCACAGCGGUGGUGACGCUGAUUGAGGAUGGGAAGAAUAACUCUGUGCCGGCUGAGUCCACAUUGCACAGGUGGCGAGGGCCUGGCUGCCGGCCACCUGACAGCUCCUACAACAGCCUGUACUCCACGUGUCUGGAGCUGUUCAAGUUCACCAUUGGUAUGGGCGACCUGGAGUUCACCGAGAACUAUGACUUCAAGGCUGUCUUCAUCAUCUUGUUGCUGGCCUACGUGAUUCUCACCUAUAUCCUUCUGCUCAACAUGCUCAUUGCCCUCAUGGGUGAGACUGUCAACAAGAUUGCGCAGGAGAGCAAGAACAUCUGGAAGCUACAGAGAGCUAUCACCAUCCUGGACACGGAGAAGAGCUUCCUUAAGUGUAUGAGGAAGGCCUUCCGCUCAGGCAAGCUGUUGCAAGUGGGGUACACACCUGAUGGCAAGGAUGACUACAGGUGGUGUUUCAGGGUGGAUGAGGUCAACUGGACCACCUGGAACACCAAUGUAGGUAUCAUCAAUGAAGACCCGGGCAACUGUGAGGGCAUCAAGCGCACCCUGAGCUUCUCCCUGCGGUCAGGCAGAGUUUCAGGAAGAAACUGGAAGAACUUUGCCCUGGUUCCCCUUUUAAGAGAUGCAAGUACAAGAGAAAGGCACUCUGCCCAGCCAGAGGAAGUUCAUCUGAGGCACUUUGCAGGGUCCCUCAAGCCAGAAGAUGCUGAGGUCUUCAAGGAUCCUGUUGCUUUAGGGGAGAAGUGA
Messenger RNA from Callorhinus ursinus (northern fur seal), 2526 nucleotides. RefSeq names its product transient receptor potential cation channel subfamily V member 1 (gene TRPV1). Gene Ontology annotation, molecular function: calcium channel activity; protein binding. Gene Ontology annotation, cellular component: plasma membrane. Gene Ontology annotation, biological process: calcium ion import across plasma membrane. The record is from RefSeq and is a predicted model, not a curated record. NCBI's taxonomy places the organism in Eukaryota, Metazoa, Chordata, Mammalia, Carnivora, Otariidae.